AGGUUAUAAAGUGAGGAGAUGCUCUGAUCAUUCCCUUACUCUGUUCUCGUGCACAUCCUCACAAACCAGGACGCUGCAGCGACGCAGAUAAAACCUCCGAGAGCUUCAGAGCAGAUCCACCCAGCACGAUGUCUCGCUUCAUGGACAUGACAGAGUUUGGAGAAGCCGGUCAGUUCCUCCGUCUCACCAACCUGGAGCAGCUGGCUGCCAAGGCCCAGGCCUUCGACGGUACAAAGCGAGUGUGGAUGCCUGACGAGGCUGAAGCCUACAUCGAGGUGGAGAUCAAAGAGCUGAACGGAGACAAGAGCACGGUGGAGACCAAGGACGGACGCUUUCUGAUCGUGAAAGAAGACGACCUGCAGCCUAUGAACCCUCCUAAGUUUGACAUGAUGGAGGACAUGGCCAUGUUGACUCACCUGAACGAGGCGUCCGUCCUCUUUAACCUGAGGAGGAGAUACAGCAUGUGGAUGAUCUACACCUACUCUGGUCUGUUCUGUGUCACCGUUAACCCGUAUAAAUGGCUGCCGGUCUACUCUCCUGAGGUGGUGACCGCCUAUAAAGGGCGACGUCGUGCAGACACUCCACCGCACAUCUACGCCAUCGCUGACAACGCCUACUCCGACCUGCUGCAGAAUCGUGAGAACCAGUCAAUGCUCAUCACCGGUGAGUCCGGAGCAGGAAAAACCGUCAACACCAAGAGGGUCAUUCAGUACUUCGCCAUCAUCGCCGCUCUAGGGGAAACCGUGAAGAAAGGGGGCUCUCUGGAAGACCAGAUCAUCGAAGCCAACCCGGCCAUGGAGGCCUUCGGUAACGCCAAGACCAUCCGCAAUGACAACUCCUCUCGCUUUGGAAAAUUCAUCCGGAUUCAUUUCGGGACGACCGGACGUCUGGCGUCGGCCGACAUAGAAAUCUAUCUUCUGGAAAAGUCCAGGGUUGUGUUCCAGCAGCCCGGGGAGAGAAGCUACCACAUCUACUACCAGAUCCUGUCCAGUCACAAGCCAGAGCUGCAAGACAUGCUGCUGGUGACCACCAACCCCUACGACUACCACUUCUGCUCCCAGGGUGUGACCACGGUGGAGGGCAUGAACGACGGAGACGAGCUGAAGCUCACGGACCACGCCAUGGACACUCUGGGCUUCACCCCAGAGGAGAAGUACGGCUGCUACAAGAUCGUCGGAGCCAUCAUGCACUUCGGCAACAUGAAGUUCAAGAAGAAACAGAGGGAGGAGCAGGCCGAGGCCGACGGCACGGAGAGUGUGGAUAAGGCAGCGUACCUGAUGGGCAUCAGCUCCGCCGACCUGCUGAAAGGCCUCCUGAACCCCAGAGUCAAAGUCGGAAAUGAGUUCAUAGUUAAAGGACAGACUGUUGAACAGGUGAACUACUCAGUGGCGGCUCUGGCCAAAGCCACAUACAACCGUAUGUUCAGGUGGCUGGUGAGUCGGAUCAACGCGUCUUUAUACACCGCUCUGCCGCGUCAGUACUUCAUCGGGGUCCUCGACAUCGCCGGCUUCGAGAUCUUCGAGUUCAAUAACUUUGAGCAGCUGUGCAUCAACUUCACCAACGAGAAGCUGCAGCAGUAUUUCAACCACCACAUGUUCAUCCUGGAGCAGGAGGAGUACAAGACUGAGGGGAUAGAUUGGACCUUCAUAGACUUCGGUCUGGACUUGCAGGCGUGCAUCGACCUCAUAGAGAAGCCGAUGGGUAUUCUGUCCAUCAUGGAGGAGGAGUGCAUGUUCCCCAAGGCCACGGACCACAGCUUUAAAACCAAACUCUACGACAACCAUCUGGGGAAGUCACCCAACUUCCAGCGGCCACGGCCCGACAAGAAGCGAAAAUACGAGACGCACUUUGAGGUGGUUCACUAUGCUGGAGUGGUGCCGUACAACAUCACCGGCUGGCUGGACAAGAACAGAGAUCCUCUGAACGAGACGGUGGUGGUCCUCUUCCAGAAAUCCUCCAACAAACUGAUCUCUGGACUUUUUGAGGACUACAUCAGCUCUGAGAUGGCAGGUGAUCCGAAGGCUGAGACCAAACAGAGGAAGAGGAAAGCAGCUUCUUUCCAGACAGUGUCGCAGUUACACAAGGAGAAUCUUAAUAAGCUGAUGGCGAACCUGCGCAGCACUCAGCCUCAUUUUGUUCGCUGCAUAAUCCCCAACGAGACCAAGAACCCAGGUGUGAUGGAUCCCUUCCUGGUCCUCCACCAGCUCAGGUGUAAUGGAGUCCUGGAGGGGAUCAGGAUUUGCAGGAAGGGCUUCCCAAACCGUAUCCUGUACGCCGAGUUCAAACAGCGUUAUCGCAUCUUGAAUCCUUCUGCGAUCCCGGAGGACUCGUUUGUGGACAGCAGGAAGGCCGUGGAGAAGCUGCUGGGUUCUCUCGACAUCGACCACACCCAGUACAAGUUUGGACAGACCAAAGUGUUUUUUAAGGCCGGUCUGUUGGGACAGCUGGAGGACAUGAGGGACAGUCGUCUGUCCCAGAUCCUCACCACCGUUCAGGCCAUGUCCAGAGGGAAACUGAUGAGGAUGGAGCGACAGAAGAUGAUGCAGCACAGAGAAUCUGUGACCGUGAUCCAGUUCAACCUCAGGGCCUUCUUCUCGGUGAGGACUUGGCCGUGGAUGAUGCUGUUCUAUAAGCUCCGCCCAUUGCUGCGAAGCGCCCAGGUGGAGAAGGAACUGGCCGUCCUGAACGAAGACUUCAGCAAACUGAAAGAGGCCUUCGACAGGUCGGAGGGGAAGAGGAAGGAGGCGGAGGAGCGGCAGGUGGUUCUGGUUCAGGAGAAAAACGACCUGGCUCUGCAGCUCCAAGCGGAGCAGGACAACCUGACGGAUGCGGAGGACCGCUGCAACCAGCUGAUUCAGUCCAAAAUCUCCCUGGAGUCGAAGCUGAAGGAGACGCACGAGCGUCUGGAGGAUGAGGAGGAGGUGAACGCCACGUUGGCGACCAAGAGGAGGCAGCUGGAGGAUGAGGUGACGUCCCUGAAGGGGGACGUGGACGACCUGGAGAUGACCCUGGCUAAAGUGGAGAAGGAGCGACAUGGGGUCGAGAACAAGGUGAAGAACUUGACCCACGAGAUGUGCGUUUUGGAUGAAUCCAUCUCGACUCUGAGCCGAGAGAAAACCGCCCUGCAGGAAGCUCACCAGCAGGUUCUCAACGACCUCCGGACGCAGGAGGACAAAGUCAACAUGUUGGUGAAGGCCAAGGCUCGACUGGAGCAGCAGGUGGACAACGUGGAAGGUUCCCUGGACCAAGAGAAGAAGAUGCGAAUCGAUCUGGAACGAACCAAGAGGAAGCUAGAGGGGGAUCUGAAGCUGUCCAUGGACUCAACGAGGGACCUGGAGAACCAGAAGGAGGAGCUGGAGGAGAGACUAAAAAAAAAAGACUUUGAGCUCAAUCAGCUUCAGUCCAAGAUGGAGGAUGAGCAGAACGUGGUCGGUCAGCUGCAGAAGAAGAUCAAAGAGUUUCAGACUCGCAUCGAGGAGCUGGAGGAGGCGCUGGAUGCCGAGCGGGCGUGGCGCACCAAGGCUGAGCGCCAGAGGAACGACAUCGCCAGGGAGCUGGAGGAGCUGGGGGAGAAGCUGGAGGAGGCCGGAGGAGCCUCGGCGGCUCAGAUCGCUCUGAACAGGAAGCGGGAGGCGGACUUCCUGAAGAUGCGACGGGAGCUGGAGGAGGCGGGGCUUCACCACGAGGCGACAGCCGCCACUCUGAGGAAGAAGCACCUGGACACGGUGACGGAGCUGAGCGAGCAGAUCGACGGCCUGCAAAGAGCUAAGCAGAAACUAGAGAAGGAGAAGGCCGAGUUCAGGCUGGAGGCCGACGACCUGGCCGCGAACGUGGAGCAGCUUUCAAGAGCCAAGGGAUGUGUUGAAAAGAUGUGCAGGGCUUAUGAGGACCAGCUGAACGAGAGCAGGAGCAGAGCUGAUGAGCUUCAGAGACAACUGACCGAAGUAUCUGCCCAGAAAGCACGAGCCGUCACCGAGACCGCCGAAUACAGCCGUCGCCUGGAGGAGCGGGACGCUAUGAUUGGUCAGCUGCAGCGCUCCAAGGCCGGAGUUUGCCAAAGCUCGGAGGAUCUGAAGAGGCAGCUGGAGGAGGAGAGCAAAGCUCGCGUGGCGCUGGCCCACACGGUGCAGGCGUCCCGUCACGACUGCAGUCUGCUCAGGGAACAGCUGGAGGAGGAGCAGGAGGCCAAGGCUGAACUGCAGAGGGCGCUGUCCAAAGCCAACAGUCAGCUGGUUCAGUGGAGAGCCAAGUACGAGACCGAGGCCAUGCUGAGAAUAGAGGAGCUGGAAGAUGCAAAGAAGAAGUUGGUCGUGAAACUUCAGUGCGCUGAGGAAGCCGCGGAGGCGUCUCAGGCCAAGUCCUCGUCCCUGGAGAAAACCAAACAGCGUCUGCAGACGGAAAUCGAAGACCUGGUGGUGGAGCUGGAGCGGUCCAACGCCGCGGUUCUGGCUCUGGACAAGAAGCAACGCAACUUUGACAAGUUGCUGAGCGACUGGAAGCUGAAGUUCGAGGAGAGUCAGACGGACCUGGAGGCGUCACAGAAAGAGUCUCGGAGUCUGAGCACGGAGCUCUUCAAACUGAAGAACUCCUACGAAGAAGCUCUGGACCAUCUGGAGACGGUUAAACGAGAAAACAAGAACCUGCAGGAGGAGAUCGUGGACCUGGCGGAUCAGCUGAGUCAGGAGGGGAAGACCAUCCACGAGCUGGAGAGGAUGAAGAAGAUCCUCCACGUGGAGAAGAGCGACAUCAGAGCCGCUCUGGAGGAAGUGGAGGGCAGCCUGGAGCACGAGGAAAGUAAAACCCUGAGGUUCCAGAUGGAGCUGCAGCAGAUCAGGACCGAGAUCGACCGUAAGAUGGCGGAGAAAGACGAAGAGCUCGACAACCUGAGGCGGAGCCACCAGCGCUCCCUGGAGACCAUGCAGGCCAGUCUGGAGGCGGAGGUCCGCAGUCGCAGCGAGGCGGUCCGACAGAGGAAGAAGAUGGAGUCGGACCUGAACGAGAUGGAGGUCCAGCUGGGACACGCCACGAAGCAGGCGGCCGAGAGCCAGAGGAGCAUCAGGCUCCUCCAGACCCAGGUGAAAGAGCAGCAGGUGGAGCUGGAGGACAAGCUGCAUCUGACCAAUCAGCUGAAGGAGCAGCUGGUCCUGUUGGAGCGCCGCUGUUCGCUGAUGACCGCCGAGGAGGAGGAGCUACGGGAGGCGCUGGAGCAGACGGACCGCGGACGCAAGAUGGCCGAACACGAGCUGGUGGAGGUGGCGGAGAGAGUUAAUCUGCUCACGACGCAGAACUCCGGCCUGGUGAACCAGAAGCGGAGGCUGGAGGCCGACCUGGGCCUCCUGACGGGGGAGGUGGAGGAGGUGAUGCAGGAGAGUCGGAGCACGGAGGAGAAAGCUAAGAAGGCGUUCACCGACGCGGCGGUGAUGGCCGAGGAGCUGAAGAAGGAGCAGGACAGCAGCAGCAUGAUGGAGAGGAUGAAGAAGAACAUGGAGGGAGCGGUCAGAGAGCUGCAGAUCAAACUGGAUGAGACGGAGCAGACGGCUCUGAAGGGAGGAAAGAAACAGCUCCAACUGGAGACCAGAGUGAGGGAGCUGCAGACCGAGCUGAUGCUGGAGCAGAGGAAGAGUGAGGAGUACCAGAAAGGAGUCCGCCGCUACGAGAGGAGGGUGAAGGAGCUCACGUACCAGACGGAGGAGGACCGUAAGACUCUGCUGAGGAUGCAGGAGCUCAUCGAUAAACUUCAGACCAAAGUCAAGAGCUACAAGAGACAAGCAGAGAACGCAGAGGAGCAGGUGAGCUGUAACUCCGUACGUUUCCGGAAGAUCCAGCACGAGCUGGACGACGCUGAGGAGCGAGCCGACAUCGCAGAGACCUCGGUCAACAAACUCCGGAUCCGAACCCGCGAACAGAUCAGCAAGGUCGUCAUGAUCGCUGAUUGAAGCUCCGCCUCCUCCUCCACCGGCUCCUCAGACUUUGGGUUUUAUUUAUUUUCAUGUGCUGUGUUGUUGUUUUUUUCAUUUUCUUUUUAAUGUUUAAAGAAACAUGAAACUAAAAGGAACCUGAGACGAGUGACGAUGUCUCGAAAUACAAAGAAAAACCUUACGUGUCAUCUUGAAGACAAAUUCAUUUAUUAUUCAUAUAUAUAUAUGUGUAUAUAUAUAUAUAUAUAAAGCUAAAGCUAAAAGCAGAGUUUAGGGUGGAUGCUAACAUGUUAGCCGUAGCUUCUGUCUGCCCCCUGGUGGCCAAACUGCUCCAUCACAGGAAGAAGUUGAUUUAUUGUGGUGCAAUAAACAAAUGAAUGAACAAAUAAAAA
This is a messenger RNA of Mugil cephalus (flathead mullet), 6310 nucleotides long. Its product is annotated as myosin-7B-like. The record is from RefSeq and is a predicted model, not a curated record. Gene Ontology annotation, molecular function: ATP binding; cytoskeletal motor activity; actin filament binding. Gene Ontology annotation, cellular component: myosin complex. NCBI's taxonomy places the organism in Eukaryota, Metazoa, Chordata, Actinopteri, Mugiliformes, Mugilidae.